Molecule: messenger RNA, 150 nt
Organism: Chondrus crispus (carragheen)
Lineage: Eukaryota; Rhodophyta; Florideophyceae; Gigartinales; Gigartinaceae
Exons: 1
Coding region: 1-150 (49 amino acids)
Source: RefSeq, a predicted model, not a curated record
AUGCACGUUAAUGUUUACUUGAGAGGCAAGGGCAGCAGCAGCAACAUACUGGCGUUCAAGUGUUGCAUGAUGAAAAACAGUCGAUGCCCACUUUGUGUCCAGAUGAUUCCAGUGUGCAGCCUCUGGGACGUUGGCAUGCCGCUCGCGUAG